CAGAGAAGAAAGCUGUAAGAGCUGCCUAUACACUUUUAGACAGCUUCCUACGUAUCACAAUAAUUUAGAGUGCAAUAUGACAGACAUGAAAAAGGUUGUACCUUUCUACUCUUCGUCAAGCGGUAAUACGGAGGAGUACAAGAUACUUUUAGAACCGAUCGAAUACAGUCGGCAAUGCAGUGAUGUACAUCCAUAUAGAAAAAUAUCGUCGAUUUUUAAUUAUUGGUUUAAAGUAUCACCCGAUAAAUUGCAACUGAUUGACGAAGUAAUGCAAAUGGCCUUUAGUGCAUGCAUCGUGUAAGUUAUUUUGUUGUAAAAUAUAACUGAAACUUAAAUACAAACCUUAUGUAUGAAA
This is a messenger RNA of Acromyrmex echinatior (Panamanian leafcutter ant), 355 nucleotides long. RefSeq names its product terpene synthase-like. NCBI's taxonomy places the organism in Eukaryota, Metazoa, Arthropoda, Insecta, Hymenoptera, Formicidae. The record is from RefSeq and is a predicted model, not a curated record. Gene Ontology annotation, molecular function: prenyltransferase activity. Gene Ontology annotation, biological process: isoprenoid biosynthetic process.